Messenger RNA from Kwoniella mangroviensis CBS 8507, 1626 nucleotides. RefSeq lists its product as uncharacterized. The coding region runs from base 1 to 1626 and encodes 541 amino acids. NCBI's taxonomy places the organism in Eukaryota, Fungi, Basidiomycota, Tremellomycetes, Tremellales, Cryptococcaceae. The transcript has 7 exons. The record is from RefSeq and is a predicted model, not a curated record.
AUGCCUCCUAAACGAUCUUCGACCAAUGUCAACUAUACCGCCGCUGGUGCGCUCUCUGACGACUCGGAAAUCGAUGAUCUCUUCGACGAGCUGUCAGACGACGAUGAAGUUGAUAAGAAGCCAAAGAAGAAAGGUCCACCUAAUAGUGCCGAGAUCAUUAAAGGUCAGAUGAGUAAACCUCAUAAUAUCAUGUUAUCUACCAAGACUCUACACGAUAUGAUCCAUACUGGCAAUGUCAAACUUGAUCCGGAUUAUCAGCGAGAUGUCGUAUGGUCCGAGCCGAAGAUGAUGCUCUUGAUCCAAUCUCUUUUCAUGAACUACUACGUCCCUCCAAUCAUCUUCGCCGUUACCAAGGACGAAGCAGGAAACACCACUCAUGUUUGCAUCGACGGGAAGCAGCGAUGUACUUCCAUCCUAUGGUUCAUGGACGGCAAGAUCCCCUUCGAAUCUCCCAAUACCAGACAGAAGUACUGGUAUAACAAGUUUGCGGGUCAUAGGGGUCAACAAUUACCGAGAGAUCUGAAAACCCAAUUUGACCUUAUUCAAAUGACCGCUGUGGAGUACUAUGAUAUGACUGAUAUACAGCAGAGGGACGUUUUCCAACGUGUACAACUGGGUGUUCAAUUAUCUACCGCCGAGAAACUACAAGCACAUGGUGGACCAUGGCCCGAUUGGAUAGGUGAACUCAUCAAGAAAUACGUCACCGCCGAUGAGACGUUAGGUAAACAGCUUAACUGGGUCACAAACCGAGGUCGAAUAUUCCAAAACUUGCUCGGGUUUGUCGCUACCGCUCGAGAAAGUAGUCCCAACAAAAUCUGGACCCCUGGAGCGACAGCUCUGAAGAAUUUCGUUGCUCGAGGUGAUGCUCCUGAUCAAGACUUUAAGAACCGUGUCUCAUUGGCUUUAUCGAUCUUCAUCAACAUCGCUUACAACCACUUUGAUGAAGCUUUCGGUACCACAACGACCACUCGUAUUGCGCCAGUCGAAUUCUGGUUCAGCGGCUAUCUCAUUUACAGUCGAAUGGGUUUCCUAUCCGUCAGAUCACUUGCGCAGGAGAUUGGGAAGAUGCGAGCGAUGAUCCGGACACACGUACCCGGUAACGUCUCUGCCAACACCUUGGUGUUCGGUCUCCUAUCGGACCAUAUCAACGGCAUCCCCAAGAAGAGGAGGUUGAACGAGGUCCCCGCUGCUGAACAGUACGAGGCGGAUGAUGAUGUUGAUGAAAGAGAUGCCAGGGCUUUGAAGAGAUCUCGUAGGGCUGAAGAGUUGGAUCCGACGUAUAAUGAUGAAUGGACUGAAAGGCCGAUGGUCGAACAGCCGAAAAUCGCAACGAGAGCCAAAGCCACUUCUACCAACAACAGCAAUGACGCUUCUUCCUCAUCGACUCCCGUGGUACAAGCUCAGCCUAGACCUGCGCCUGUGAACGUAGCUGCUGCCUUGAGUAGUCGACCAAUCGCUGGGCUACCUACUCCCCAGACAGCUCAACCGGUGAAUGGACAGCAGAAUCUCAAUGGCGUUGCCCAACCUGUACCCAAUGGUCUAGGUAACACCUCUCAACAAUGGCGUGAUUAUACCGAAGCGAGAAUUAAACAACAAUACCCUCAAUCGUUCUCUCAGCAACAAUAA